Messenger RNA from Haemonchus placei, 387 nucleotides. The record is from the annotation of a GenBank genome assembly. NCBI's taxonomy places the organism in Eukaryota, Metazoa, Nematoda, Chromadorea, Rhabditida, Trichostrongylidae.
AUGACCAUUGCCACAUCGCUCCAGGAGAAGAAGUUACAAGACUACGUCGAAUCGGAUGUGAUCCGCGUAGUUUCGGGAACGACUGCUCGGCGAUUCGUUUAUUCGAUCUACAUCUGUCUCGUAACAGCUUCGGCCGUCAUACUGUAUCUAUUCCCGUCUACAGUAAUCAUUACCGGCUUCAUUAUUCUGCAACUGUUACUGCUCGCAUCUCUUUAUCCUCUGAUCAAAUUCGCCAUCAAGACCGAAGACCACGAACUGAUCUGGGACCAGGAUGGAUUGCACUGGUUCCACCCCAACGACGCCAUACAAGUGAACGAAUACUGCGAGCAGCCCUAUAGAGAAAUGCCAGCACCUGCAAACUUCCACAUGAGUUACGCAUUCAUUUGA